This is a messenger RNA of Peromyscus maniculatus bairdii (prairie deer mouse), 257 nucleotides long. The record is from RefSeq and is a predicted model, not a curated record. NCBI's taxonomy places the organism in Eukaryota, Metazoa, Chordata, Mammalia, Rodentia, Cricetidae.
CUUCCGGCACGAAAGUCAUGGACAUGAUGGUGGCCCCAGUUCAGGUCUCUCGGCUAAUCAAGCUCGGCCGACACUCAGCCCUGGUCCUCUGCAUGGCCUACGGCACCAAGCACUGUAGUUGUCUAAAACCCCGGGCAGAGGAGGAGAGGAGGAUGGCGGCGAAGGAAAAGAAGAGACCAGAUGAGCCGAAACGGAUUGAGAGAGAACCGGCAGAAGCUCAGGAUCACAGCAUUCUCAAGUGAAGCGCCAGGGAGCUC